This is a messenger RNA of Heteronotia binoei (common prickly gecko), 1685 nucleotides long. It is a transcript of the gene AURKB, whose product is annotated as aurora kinase B. Gene Ontology annotation, molecular function: ATP binding; protein kinase activity. The record is from RefSeq and is a predicted model, not a curated record. Gene Ontology annotation, biological process: regulation of cytokinesis; protein phosphorylation; mitotic spindle organization. Gene Ontology annotation, cellular component: spindle microtubule; chromosome passenger complex; spindle pole centrosome. NCBI's taxonomy places the organism in Eukaryota, Metazoa, Chordata, Lepidosauria, Squamata, Gekkonidae.
GAGGAGGUCUGGGACUGGCAUUGCGUGAGGGAAUUUCUCACCAAUCGAAAAGCGCGCUGUGUCCGAACGUUGCGGCAGCCAAUAGGCUUCGAGGAGGCUGAUUUGAACGGCGAGUCGGGCAGUCGGAGCGGAGAUAGCGACGGGUGCGGACCGCUCUGUGGAUCCGGAACGCGACCUCUGCCCUUCGUGGAUGAGCGAUCCUCAGACGUUGGCUUGGUGCUGGAAACCAAGACUCUGCCUUCCCUCCCUCCGUGAGUGUUUUCAUCCAAAGGUCUCUUGCGUGCGUGGGGAAGGAAGCGAGAGGGACUCAGGAUGGCCAAUAAGGAAAAUGUAGCCAGUAUCUACAGCAGCCUUUCCAAAUACCGGGUCGCCAGCACGACGGGCUCUCAGUGGGCUCCGGGCAAGAGCAGCUGCACCCCAGCCGGCACCCCCUCGGGCUCCUUCUUGAUGCAAAGGGCCAUCACCAGCAGCGCCAAGAGAGACCUGAAGUCUUCUCUCAGCCAGAGCAUGGCUGCCCCAGGCAGGGUGCCUAUUGAGUCCAGCACCAGCGCCCAAGCAGGAGCCAGGAAGGUGUUCACCAUCGACGACUUUGAGAUCGGGCGGCCGCUCGGCAAAGGGAAGUUUGGCAACGUCUACCUGGCCCGAAUCAAGGAGACGCGGUUCAUUGUGGCGCUCAAGGUGCUCUUUAAGUCCCACCUGGAGAAGGACGGCUUGGAGCAUCAGCUGCGCCGGGAGAUCGAGAUCCAGUCCCACCUCAGACACCCCAAUAUCCUGCGCAUGUACAACUACUUUGACGAUAAGAAGCGGGUGUACCUGAUCCUGGAGUAUGCCCCUCGUGGAGAGCUCUACAAGGACCUGCAGAAGCACCUGCGGUUUGACGAAUCCAGAAGCGCCACGUACAUGGAAGAACUGGCCGAUGCUCUCAUCUACUGUCACGGGAAGAAGGUGAUCCACCGUGACAUCAAGCCGGAGAAUCUGCUGAUGGGGCUGAAGGGGGAGCUGAAGAUCGCAGACUUUGGUUGGUCAGUGCACGCCCCCUCGCUCAGGAGGAAGACCAUGUGCGGAACACUGGACUACCUGCCUCCCGAAAUGGUCGAAGGCAGACCUCAUGACGAGAAGGUCGACGUCUGGUGCAUCGGGAUCCUCUGUUACGAGUUUCUGGUGGGGCACCCCCCUUUUGAGAGCGCCUCUCACACAGAGACGUACCGUCGCAUUGUAGCGGUGGAUCUCAAGUUCCCGACGUUUGUGCCAGAAGGGGCCCGCGAUCUGAUCUCCAGGUUGUUGCGCCGGAUCCCCUCCCAGCGGCUCUCGCUGCAGGGCGUGAAGGAACACCCCUGGGUGAAAGCCAACUCUCGGCGGGUGCUGCCGCCAGUCUUCAAUUCUGCACCCUAAAACUAGCAGCUCAUAGGCUCACGAGGAGACCCUGGAAACAACUGGGGGAAUGGAGCAGCUGUAUCAGACUUCCUCCGUUCUGCACGAUCUUUGCUGGAAGCUGAAGGGGCUGUAACACGUUUCUUUGGAGGCCCCGAUGUGCCUUUUCAGAAAUAUCUGGGAACUGAUGACAAAAUUUCCCUGCCCAGCCUUACUGGCCACGAACCAUUUAGUUCUUUUUUAAUAAUGCCUUUUAGCCGGGCUCGUUCUGAACCACUGAUAAAACGUUUUAUUAAAAGAUACUUUUUUAAAAA